AAAAAAAAAAAAAAAUUUAUAAUUUUUUUAGUAAUUUCAAAACCUUUAAUAAAAUAUGUUUCUUAAACGAACAAUAACGAAAAAUGUGAAUAUUAUGCAGCUUUUUAAGCCAAAAUAUGCUUGCAUACAUGCUUUGACUCGAAAUACAGAACAAUCAUCACCAGAAUAUUCUACAAUUAAUGAAUCCGAAGUUUCAAAAUUUAGUCAAAUAGCUAAUGAAUGGUGGUCUCCAAAUGGACCCGUAAAAUUACUUCAUACCAUGAACCCGUUAAGAAUAUCAUACAUUCGUGAACAAUUAAAAAACAAAAAGAUCGGAGAUGAGGUGUCAUCAUCUUCGUAUCACCAUCAUCAUCCAUUUCGUGGAUUAAGAAUGUUAGAUAUAGGAUGUGGCGGUGGUGUUCUAACUGAGGCAUUAGUGAGAUUAGGUGGUUCGGUUAUUGGAGUAGACGCGUCAGAUGAAAAUAUUAAGAUUGCUAAAUUACAUGCGAAAAAAGAUCCAAUUUUACAUGGAAAUUUAGAAUAUCAAUGUAUUACAGCUGAAAAGUUAUUAAAACAAGGAGAAACAUUCGAUGUUGUUUGUGCGAUGGAAAUUAUUGAACAUGUGAAUAAUCCAGUAGAAUUUCUUAAAGCUUGUGCAGGAUUAGUGAAGCCUGGAGGUGGAUAUUUAUUCCUUUCAACAAUUUCUCGUACACCAUUAUCAUAUAUAUUGACUAUAUUAUUAGCAGAAAAUACUUUUAAAAUAGUGCCACAAGGAACACAUGAUUUCCAAAAAUAUUUAAGACCUGAUGAAUUACAAAAAAUCAUCGAAAAUAUAAAAAAUGAUGAUAAAUGGGGUAAAGUAAUAGAUAUAACGGGAAUAGGACUUAAUCCCAUAACCAGUAAAUGGUGUAAAUUACCAGAUUGGAUACCAGGUAAAUUUGAUGUAAAUUAUUUUUUAACUGCGCAGAGAAUCUGAUCAAGGUAAGUGUGUAUGGGAAAAUACGGGUAAAUCGUCUGAAAAAAGGAUGUUGUACGAGAUCAUUUGCUUUUUAACUAUAAUUUUUUUAAUUUUAACUAAAUUUGGUCAAAAAAUUAAAUUAUUAUAAAUAUUUAUAAUUAUUAUUAUUAUCAUUAUCAUUAUUAUUUUUAUUUUUAUUUUUUUUUUUGUUAUCAAGAUAACAAAUAUUAUAA
Rhizophagus irregularis DAOM 181602=DAOM 197198 is the source of this 1170-nucleotide messenger RNA. Lineage: Eukaryota; Fungi; Glomeromycota; Glomeromycetes; Glomerales; Glomeraceae. The record is from RefSeq and is a predicted model, not a curated record.